Molecule: messenger RNA, 759 nt
Organism: Pygoscelis adeliae (Adelie penguin)
Lineage: Eukaryota; Metazoa; Chordata; Aves; Sphenisciformes; Spheniscidae
Gene: RHNO1
Product: RAD9-HUS1-RAD1 interacting nuclear orphan 1
Exons: 3
Coding region: 1-759 (252 amino acids)
Biological process (GO): DNA damage checkpoint signaling; recombinational repair; cellular response to ionizing radiation
Cellular component (GO): nucleus; chromosome
Source: RefSeq, a predicted model, not a curated record
AUGCCUCCGAAGAAGAAAUGCACCCACAAGGCCGGGAAGGCAGAGCUGGUAUUCCUUGAGAGGCCGCGAGAGGGACCCGUCCAUUCCUAUGAAGCUCCGCCACCUUCGGCCGAGAAUCCGAGACGUGUUCCUAGGAAACCUGUAGACCAGGCCACCUCUGCUGCCUGGGUGUGCCCACAAUUUGAAACAACUAAGUCAGUGGUGUUGAAAGCAUGCCAGAAGAAGCACCGUGGUCCUCGCAAACCCCAGAAUCAGGAUGCCAACCACAGUUUGCUUCAUGCAGGAGGAGCUUGUCGAAAAGCUAUAGCCUGCAAGUUUCCUCCUUUAACUUUUGAGAAUCCAGAAGGAUAUGCAGUCCACCCCUCGGACCAUCCGAAUCGCUCUCGGAAGAGCACACAAGAAAUACCUUUGUCACCUGCUCCCCAGCCUGUGGAGCCAGAAUUCUUUAGUCCACCGGAUGUAGAGACUCCACAGGUGCCCUCCACGAGGAACUGGAGAUGCAGCAGCACUCUGCCCCAAACAAGCAGCCGCACCUGGCAUCCAGAAAAAGAGCUGGCAUUCGAUAUUGAUCCCUGUGGGAGAGAAGAGCCAGCAGCAGUACUGGUUACAGAUACUCCCGAGCACGAGUAUGGAGUGAAGGUCACUUGGAGACAGCGGCCUCAUCUAAUGAAAUACCUGCGGGAGAGAGGGAAGCUGAGUGCCACCGACGAACUGGUGAAGGCGAACCCCGAGCUCUCGAGGAGACAGGCCGACGUCUGA